Oryzias latipes (Japanese medaka) is the source of this 1741-nucleotide messenger RNA. Lineage: Eukaryota; Metazoa; Chordata; Actinopteri; Beloniformes; Adrianichthyidae. The record is from RefSeq and is a predicted model, not a curated record.
CAACAGUUUACCAGUUUUGAUCAACUGGUGAAAGAAACUGCCAGGUGCCUUCACGGGGCGGCUGGUGACAACCUCACAACAGAGCAUUACAAAAAGGCUGAGCUUAGUCUUCUGAUAUCUGCACAAAGAGACAGUUUUCCUGAUGAGAUUCAGUGUCUGACAUCUGGAAAACCAGUCAGCUCCACCAGCCGUUUGGUUACAUUGUCUCCAGAGUUUGAUGAGUCACUUCAACUCAUCAGAGUAGGUGGCCGACUCAGACGUUGCCCUGAUUUGGAAGAAAAUGUGAUUCAUCCAGUUGUCAUGGACCCAAAACAUCCUGUAACCAGACUACUCAUUCGACAGGCUGACAGUGAUUUAAAACAUCCAGGAGCAGAGAGAUUAUUUGCAGAGGUGAGAAGAAAAUAUUGGAUUCUCCGGGGCCGUGAAGCAGUAAGGCGUGAACAGCGCUCCUGCCCCGAGUGCCAAAGAUGGAGAGCACAACCAAUUACCCCGAAAAUGGCUGACCUUCCUCUGUCACGGCUCAGACUCAACCAGCCACCAUUUUUCUCUACCGGUGUAGACUGUUUUGGGCCAAUGCAGGUGAAGAUUGGUAGACGGAACGAGAAACGGUGGGGCCUGCUAUUCAAAUGUUUGACAACUCGAGCUGUUCAUAUCGAGGUACUUUCAAGCAUUAACACAGAUUCCUUCCUGAUGGCUUUAAGAAGAUUUGUCUCUCGUCGUGGGAAACCAGCUGAGAUCUUGUGCGACCAGGGCACUAAUUUCCGUGGCGGAGAACGGGAGCUACGAGAAACAUUCAAUGGUUUACAUCCCACAUUAGAAGCUCAGCUGGCAGAACAUCAGAUAAAGUUUCGUUUCAACACCCCGAAUGCUCCUCACUUUGGAGGAUCCUGGGAGCGCGAGAUCAGGUCCAUAAAAGUGGCUUUAACCUCUUCGCUGGGUUCUCAAGUAGUAAGUGAGGAAAUCCUACAGACUGUGUUGAUUGAGAUUGAGGGAAUACUCAACUCAAAACCUUUGGGUUACGUUUCAUCAGAUCUGGCUGACCCAGACCCCAUUACCCCAAACCUGUUGCUGAUGGGGCGGCUGGACCCUUCUCUGCCACAAGUGAUCUACCAUGACUCAGAGCUUCUUGGACGGCGACACUGGAAGACCUGUCAAGUGCUGUCUGAUCGAUUUUGGACUCAGUUCAUACGUCACUAUCUCCCAACACUGCAGACCCGUUCAAAGUGGCAGAAAGACACUUCUCCCCUUCAAUCAGGAACUGUAGUGAUGGUAGUUGAUCCCCAGCUGCCAAGGGCCUCAUGGCCUAUUGGAAGAAUCUGCAAGACAUUCCCAGGAGCUGACGGUUUGAUCCGUACAGCAGAAGUUAAAGUAAAGGACCGUACAUACAUGCGACCAGUGAGACGCCUCAUCCGACUACCUGCUGACGCGCAAACAAAUGAACAGUAAACCCUGCAGCAAACUUGCUGUGCAAGUUUGGGGGCGGCUGUUAUGAAGAGUGGCUUAAAGGCGUUGUUCUGAAGUUCGCCACUAGAGGGCGCGGCCGUUUUUUGAGUUAAUAAAUCAUAAUUUGUAAGCAGAGGUGAACAGAGGAGCAAAUGGCGAUGUUUCCAGAGCAAUUCAGUUUAAUUAGCUCGUGUGUGCGUCCAUGAGAGCGAACCACACACACAUAAACCCAAACCAGAAAUAUACAUGUGCUGGACUGUAAAGCCAAACGCAGAUUAAAAAAGGAACAGAAAAAGUC